Molecule: messenger RNA, 1407 nt
Organism: Penicillium olsonii
Lineage: Eukaryota; Fungi; Ascomycota; Eurotiomycetes; Eurotiales; Aspergillaceae
Source: the annotation of a GenBank genome assembly
AUGUCCUCUCAAUUUGCUCAAGUGAUCCCGCGACAAGUCCGCGAGGACGUUGAGCAGGCACCACAAUACACUGGAUCUCCUUGGCAGCUUUUAGUAUACGAUAUCAAGCUUUUCUUUCGCAAUAUCUUAUACUUGCCCCUUAUGUUCUUUCCCUUGGCACCUUGGCCCUCUGGGCCGCUGGAUGAGCAGUACCCAUCGCUCACCAACAUCUUCGAGAUUUCCCUCCACUCAAUUCUGUUUGUGGCCCAACUUGGGUUCUUGAUCUCGCUGCCCCUGUUGGUUUAUCUCCCCGUUUCCAUGUUCGGGGCGUACAUAUCUGGGGUACUGCUGGUUAAUUUCGCGGUAUGUCGGCUUUUAAAUCGAGGUAUACCAGAGGACGGGCUCAAGUCGACAGAGGAUGAGUUUUCUCAAGGCUGGAAGCGCCAUGAUGAUGAGCGUUGGAUAUUUUUGAAUGGAAUAUGUGUCGGAAAGAAUUGGUUGCAGAGCAACGUUGAUCGACUUUCACGGACUUUCCACCGUCCGAUCGUCGGAGUUCACAACAAGACCUCCGGUGUUGUUUUCGACAUUGUCCAAUGUCUCAUUCAAAGAUCGCUUUUGUUCGCGACACCAGACGUGCGAGAGUGCUAUACAUUAGUCAAGAAGGCCCUCUAUGAACCAGGUGUCAAAAGAGUGGUCUUGAUCCUGCAUUCUCAAGGUGGCAUCGAGGGAGGCAUGAUCGUUGAUUGGCUUCUCAACGAGGUCCCACAAGAUCUGCUGCAAUAUCUGGAGAUCUAUACAUUCGGCAUCAUUGCCAACCACUUCAGCAACCCGUAUCGUGAUGUGUUCUCGCACACAAAGCAAGGAGGGUUGAUGGAGAAUGGCGAUUCGACCAGAAGGAGACACAAUCGAGCCAUCUCCCACAUUGAGCAUUACGCCAACAGCAACGAUUUCGCGAGCAGAUUCGGGGUUCUCCAUUUCAUCAAGCAAGCGCCAACACACCCACUCAAGAACAGGUUCAUGGGGAAGGUAUUCAUCAAUCCGAGAUCUGGACAUCAACUCAAUCAGCAUUAUCUCGACUCCAUGUUUCCGCUUGAUCCCACCAACCGCUUCACACGUGAACCUCAGACGGGUGACUUCAUGGACCUGAAGGUUUUCAUUGAAGGACAAAGCCCCCGGGGCGAGCCUUUGCAGCAUGACGAGAACUACAUGGUCUCUGCAAGAAGUCAGGUCAAAAAAGGCCUGCGAAUCUCCACAGCAGACACAGUUAAUGAAGCUGGUGUUUCAAACUUGAGCCCAGUACUUUCUCCGACGGAGUCCAGAGUUUGGAAAGAAGACGUGGAAAUUUCUCGGCCUCGGGCACCCUUCCAACUGAGAACUCGGGAUGUGAGCAGGUUAUGGCAGUAUCGCAACGGUGGUCGUCCGAUGUAG